Pseudovirgaria hyperparasitica is the source of this 381-nucleotide messenger RNA. RefSeq lists its product as uncharacterized. The transcript is spliced from 4 exons. The coding region runs from base 1 to 381 and encodes 126 amino acids. Lineage: Eukaryota; Fungi; Ascomycota; Dothideomycetes; Acrospermales; Acrospermaceae. The record is from RefSeq and is a predicted model, not a curated record.
AUGGAUUUGGAAAUCGAAGAUCACGUCAAUGAGGCCGCUGCAUGGAAUAUGGUUGUUUACAGCCUGGCUUUCAUUGACAUCAGGCCAGUACCCACGCUCGGAUGGUCCACGAAGUACGACUGUUUCCGUGAUAAGGCUGGUGUUGUGAUUCUAUGGUUCAAACUUGGAUUCGGUGCCAUUUCGAUCCAUUCAUGGAUUCUAACCGUCGGGCCGGUCGCCACACCCGGUGCCGGAGAACUGGAUCACCAGGGAUCCAUGCCCUGGUGCAAAGAUGUAGCUGUCAUAGGUACCCGUGCAUGGAUGCAAGUCGUUCACUAUGGACCGAUGUUGAAAGCAUUAACGCGGGUUAAGGGUGACCCCUGGACGCUGGCGAGCGAUUAG